UAGAGCUUGGCAUGUUCAACUGUGACUGAGCAGGAAGAAGCAAUAGUUCACAGCGCUUUGGAAGCGCACAGUUUCAUUUUUAAAAAGUUGCUGAAUUCAAUCAUCUCUGUCCCAGAUUAAAGAGACGACGCGAAGAUGUCUGUCGCUGGAUUCAAGAAGCAGUUUUAUAAAGCGAGUCAGUUGAUGAGUGAGAAAGUUGGAGGAGCAGAAGGAACAAAACUAAAUGAUGACUUCAAAGACCUCGAGAAGAAAGCUGACAUCACUAGUAAAGCCAUAGCAGACGUGCUCUGUAAGACCACAGAAUAUCUUCAGCCCAACCCAGCAUCGAGAGCGAGGCUGACCAUGGUGAACACCAUGUCUAAGAUGCGUGGGCAGGUGAAGAGCCCAGGGUACCCGCAGGCUGAGGGACUUCUGGGAGAAUGUAUGCUGAAGUACGGAGAAGAACUAGGAGAGCACACCAACUUUGGUGGUGCUUUGGGGGACAUGGGAGAAUCCAUGAGGAGACUGGCAGAAAUUAAGGAUUCUCUGGACAUUGAUGUCAAACAGAACUUCAUUGACCCUUUCCAAACGAUAAUUGACAAAGACCUGAAAGACAUACAGCAUCACCUGAAGAAACUGGAGGGCCGUCGGUUGGAUUACGACUACAAGAAGAAGCGUCAAGGCAAGAUUCCCGAUGAGGAACUCAGGCUAGCGGGAGAGAAAUUCCACGAGUCCAAAGAGGCGGCAGAAACCAGCUUGCAGAACCUUCUGGAUACUGACGUGGAGCAGGUAAGUCAGCUGGCGGCUCUGGUCGAAUCUCAGCUGCAGUUUCACAAACAGUCGAUGGAGGUCCUGCAGGAUCUGGCAGAGAAAAUGAGAGAGAGAGUAAACCAGGCCCAGUCACAGCCCCGCCCAAAACGGAUGCCAGCGUCCAGACCCAUUUCUGAUUAUUCAGAACCUGAAGAUUCCAAUGGAGGGUGGAACCCUACUGCUCCACCUCCGUCCUACUCCUCAGCGGCCCCCUCUUCCCAGUUUAACAGGACGUCUACACGCAAAAACCGUAAUUCGACAGACCAGCCGUGUUGUAAGGCUCUGUACGACUUUGAGCCGGAGAAUGACGGGGAGCUGGGUUUCAUGGAGGGCGACAUCAUCACGCUAACAAAUCAUAUCGAUGAGAACUGGUACGAGGGAACCAUACGUGGUCAGACAGGAUUGUUCCCUUGUAACUAUGUAGAGGUGAUGGUUCCUUUCAGACAGUAAUCGAACAUGGAUGACGUGAAGAUAAGAGCAUCAGGUAUAAACAUGUGUUUGCUUAACAGGGAAAAACAUCCGCACUUUUACUUUGUUAAAGAUGGGUAUACUUGUCUGUGUCAUGUUUAACUUAAGGUUUAGAUCCAGCGUUAAUGUUGAUUGCAGUAAAAUAUAGAAGAAUUACUGAAAAGUAUGCCAAAAAUAAAUCUGUUUUGUGUAUGUUUAGGGGGUUCAUUUUAGGGUCAGAUGGAUUUUCUGUUCAAACCAAAAAAUCGAUUCCGUUGAUUAUCACUGCCCUCUGGUGGCCAAAUUUCUGUUGUUCAAUCAUAGCUCAGCUCGUCCAUUGUUGCGAAACUAGCUGUGUGUGACCGAAACUAUAACUGAAUAUAACUGUUAUGAACAUAUCAGGUUAAGAUGAAUUGGUUUGAAUCAUAUCCAAAGCUAACUUUACCCAUCUUGUUGUUCGGCCAGGUUGGUUAAAGGGAUUUUGAAUGCUUUCUGUCAAAAUGAUACUUUAGGAAAUAAUUAUUUAUUUUAUUUAGAAAAGAUGUAUUCAUAUUCCUGCUAUUUAUCGUCAGCACAAAUAUUAACUGUUGUCUCUUCUCUAUUUUAAUGAAAAAAGGAACAUCCACUGUAGAACGGUUUAUUUAACAUGACAACAUGAAAAUAGUGUAUAAAACUUGAACCUCAUAACGUUACUGUAUGUUUGUCUUCACGUGGGAUGUUAGGAAAGGGAGACAGGGAAAAGGGAAAGUCAUUCACGGCUUCAAUGCUCAUUCUGUUUUACUUGGUACAGGUUUAUUGUUUGUCCUCUUGAAUCAGAUAUGACUUUAUAUAUUUACCUUCUUCAAAGAGGGAAUUUAGAAGUUCCUACUAACCCCUGAACCUGACACAGUUCUGUUUCUCACCCUUAUAAACAUAAAGGCACACGCGAGCCGGUGGAACUGUAUUACUGCUAUGUGUUUUAACCUUCCUACUGUAUAGCUCACUGUGCGUUAUUCACAGCUGAAGCUUUUCUGCGUAAAUUGUUCAUACUGUAAACAAUAUUCUUAUGUACAGUAAAUAGUCAAACUAAUGUAAGAAAGUAUUUAUGAAUGAUUUACACAGAAAUGUAUUCAUCUGUUGUUCUGCGGAAUAAUGCAAUUGUUGCUCCAUAACAAUGUUUACACUCUCAUAGCUUUGUAUGUAAUGUCAGUUUAAAUGAUGUCCAUCUUUUGUGUCAAAUUAAUGGUAUUUCUUUGUUACUCUGUUCAAUGCGUUAACAGAUAGCUAACGUUAUCCCUCUCAUGAAAUUUAAUAACAGACAGUCUUUGAUGAAAGUGAGGUUUUUGCAAUAGUUGUUGAUUUGUGUAUUUGAAUAACAUGCCAAAGGGAGAAACUGGAUCAGUUUUCAGGCUUUUCAGGGCAGAUCCAGGUGGACAAGAUCAUGUUUCAGAAUUUUUCUCAAAUCUUUUUGGAAUAGUGACAAGAUAAACCUCUUGCUUAUAAAAAAAAACUAGGAUUGAGUUCAAGUUUUUGAAGUGUACUGUAAAAGCAUCAGAAGUGAUUCGGUACAGAGGGCGUCAUACAGGGCGCUUUAGUUCAGUGUGUAUUUGGUGUCAUAGAGCUUGUUUACCAUGGCACAUUUAGAAAGAUCGCUCCCACCAUUCCUUUAAAACAAAUACAGAUAUCAGAUAAGAAGAAAGAGAUUCCUCCAACAUAUAUCUCUGUUUUUAUUGUUCCCUUUUGCUCACAUGAUUCACAUCUAUCUUCUCAGCGGUUCUGAUUUCUUUACUUCAGAUGAAAUCAAAGCAGUGCGAUCUGAUUUCUUAAAGCAUAAACGGCUUUUGGUAAAGGGCCGUUGGUGUCCGAUCGGAUUUGUUACAGGUUUAGCUGGUCAUGGCUUGAGAAACCAUAUUUACAUUGUGCUGUAAUUUCCCUAUGCUUUUUGGAAGUACUGUAUUCUCAACCUGUCUCCAUGUGUAAGUGCUUUAUUAUUGAUGCAUUAGAUUGGUUACACUACAUUUAAUAGUAAUAAUAUCUUUAUAUGGGCGGAAUUUGUUGGGUCUACAAAGAAAAAAUGCAUAUUCUGUGAUUGUCUGUCAUGUCUCUGGUGAACAUUAUCAGAACUAAAGAACUGAAAUCAGGUUUUAUUAUAGUCUAAUGUUUCAGAAAGUAUUGAAUGAAUUUUCUUUGAAUCAGUAUUUCCUGUUGAGACACUAGAUUUGUAACUCUUGUGCAGGGAUAAGAGAACUGUAUAUUGUUAUCUGAAAUAAAUGUGGAGAAAUAUGUU
Molecule: messenger RNA, 3502 nt
Organism: Triplophysa dalaica
Lineage: Eukaryota; Metazoa; Chordata; Actinopteri; Cypriniformes; Nemacheilidae
Gene: sh3gl1a
Product: SH3-domain GRB2-like 1a
Exons: 10
Coding region: 136-1239 (367 amino acids)
Biological process (GO): synaptic vesicle uncoating
Cellular component (GO): cytoplasm; presynapse; glutamatergic synapse
Molecular function (GO): protein binding
Source: RefSeq, a predicted model, not a curated record